Molecule: messenger RNA, 2156 nt
Organism: Mercenaria mercenaria
Lineage: Eukaryota; Metazoa; Mollusca; Bivalvia; Venerida; Veneridae
Exons: 2
Coding region: 4-1782 (592 amino acids)
Molecular function (GO): zinc ion binding
Source: RefSeq, a predicted model, not a curated record
UACAUGUACGGUAUAAUGUACCGAUACGACAGAGUUUAUUCCCUACAAUAUGAACCAGGAAGUAAACAUUUCCUGAUUAAGAAAAUGGAAGUUAAUGGGCAUAAAUCGAGAAAAUCUUUUUAUCAAGGAUCGGAUGAUGUUCAUGAUUUUCCAUGUUCACCUUGUGCUAACGAAGGAAAGAAUGUGGCUGCUGUCAAACAUUGUGUAGAAUGUGAUGAAAACCUGUGUACAACCUGCUUGAAUGAUCACAAUAAAUUCUCUUUGAUGAAGGGGCACCAGUUACUGGACAAAGUGAAAACACCUAGUCGACAAAGACCUGAGUUGCCGAGUCAGAGAUGUGAUAGACAUAGUGGAAAGUUGAUAGAUGUCUACUGCCCUAGCCACGAUAAAGUUGGCUGCUCCACUUGUAUAGUUGUUGAACACAGUACUUGCCAGGGAAUAAGCUUCAUACCAGACGUAGCAAAACACUCGAACAGUUCCGAAAAGCUUCAGCAACUGGAAACAGCAAUAAACAGUUUACAGACACGCUUCAUCGCUUUAAAACAAAAGAAGCAAAAGGAAUUAGAUUGUUCGAAGCGAGAAAAAGAUAAGCUGCUUCAUGAAAUAAAAUCUGAAAGAAAGAAAAUCAACGACCAGUUAGAUAAGAUGGAAACGGAACUCUUAAACGAAGUGGAUGCGUCAUUCAAGAUUAAGGUACAAAAUAUAGAUUCGGACAUCAAAAAAGUUGAAGACACACUUGCUUCACUUGGGAAAGAUCGACAGAAGAUACAGGCUGCUAAGAGUGAGAAUGUUUCGGAGAAAUACGUUCAAGUAAAUCUUGGGUACGAGAGAAAGAAAAUUGCAACAGAUCGUUUAGAAACUUUAGAAAGAUCUAAAAAAAUCGGAAGACUCUGGUUUGAUCCUUAUCGCCAGAUGACUGGUUCUAAAGUCAAUAUUAUAGGGCAGGUCAUAAAUUAUUCAGCCGUUGAAGUUGGAAGUCUCACUGAAGAAUUUGAUGCAAGAGUUGGUGAUGAUAAUGGCAUCUGCAUUAUUAACAGCAUAUACCUGUGUGCAGAUGGAGAUCUUGUUCUUACAGAUUACAAGAAUAAACGAAUCAAGAAAAUGAAUAAAUCAUAUGCUAUCAUAUCUUUUCUCAACAUUGAUGAUAAUCCAUUUGGCAUUUGCCAGAUAGAUAUGUCUCUCCUAGCCAUUACACUUCCAAACGAGAAAAAAGUUCAGUUUAUCUCCAACACGGAACCAAUGAGGUUACAGAAAUCAUUUGAUGUUGGCGAUCGUUGUAGGGGUAUUGCUUAUAAUGACGGCCGGAUUUAUGUUUGCUGUGGUGGUUCAAGGAAACGUGCAGAAGGAGUUGGUCAUCUUGAAGUAUAUACCAUUUCUGGAGCUUUGGUUAAAUCCUUUUAUAGUGAUAUGGAAUGCCCCGUAAAAGUAACUGUAUCAAAUUGGGAAACGGAGAUUUACGUGUGCGAUGGAUAUGGUGAUCUUUUAAUCAUCAACGAGAAACACGGUAACACGAGAAAAAUUCGCAAACAGGAUAUGAAAUUAGUUGGUAUUAUUGGAAUCUGUUGGAUAAACGAAAGUCAGUUAUGUAUUGUCGGAUAUACAUCAAUGAAUAUAGUACUGAUAUCGUGUGAUGGACAGGUGUAUGAAGAGCUUUUGACAGAGGCACAUGGCCUUGCAAAUACUAUUGAUGUGUGUUUCGACGCAAAAAUGUCCAGCCUUUUUGUCUCCACGCAUCGAAGUAAUAUGAUCAAAGUCUAUAAAUUGAAGAUCAGUAACUGUUAAAUAUCCGGCUGAGAAGAAGCUAGAUUCAAAAUUCACGGCUCUCAAUGUUUGAAACUGCAGGGACUUUUAAUGAUGCACUUUGUCUUUUCUCGUUUUACUUUACGAAUUAAAUAUGCGGGCUAUGACAUAAUACAUAUAAAUGUUGAGUGCUGUAAGAAUUUUAGUUAAUAGACGUAUCACGUUCUUGGUUCUGAUGUGUGCGACUUCUUUUUUUAAUGUCAUUGGUCAAAUGUGUGUAAGUGGACUAAACUGUAUUGUUUGGUAGAAUAAUUGGUUGAAAAGCCCGACAUGUAUGCUAUUAAAAUAUAUGCAAGUGUUUAUUAUAUAUAUUCUAAAUUAAAGUAUAUUGUUAUCAUGUCACUAUCCUGCAUCCG